This is a messenger RNA of Alternaria ethzedia, 408 nucleotides long. RefSeq lists its product as uncharacterized. The transcript is spliced from 3 exons. Gene Ontology annotation, molecular function: carbon-sulfur lyase activity. The record is from RefSeq and is a predicted model, not a curated record. NCBI's taxonomy places the organism in Eukaryota, Fungi, Ascomycota, Dothideomycetes, Pleosporales, Pleosporaceae. Bases 1 to 408 code for a protein of 135 amino acids.
AUGCCUGCCGGAGGAUGCUUUUGCGGUAACGUUCGCUACGAGGUGCAGGGCGAGAGCGGAGGCAACAUUCUCUGCCACUGCCUUGACUGCCGCAAGAUCACCGGAUCCGCCUACUCAACCAACGCCGUCUACUCGGACGAGGGCUUCAAGGUCACCAAGGGUACGCCAAAGGCACACACGGUCAAGGGCGACAGUGGAAACGACGUGACUUCCAUGUUCUGCGGCGACUGUGGCUCGACCAUGUGGCGCCAAGGUGACACCUUUGCCGGCAAGCGCAUCAUCAAGGUCGGAACUCUUGACGACACCAAGAUCCUCGACAACAUGACGAUGAACGCCGAGUUGUACGUCGACCACAGGCCGAAGUGGGUAGGCUCCCAGGAGAGCGCGGCGCAGAAGGCGGCCAUGUAA